This is a messenger RNA of Saprolegnia parasitica CBS 223.65, 382 nucleotides long. RefSeq lists its product as hypothetical. The transcript has a single exon. NCBI's taxonomy places the organism in Eukaryota, Oomycota, Saprolegniomycetes, Saprolegniales, Saprolegniaceae. The annotation marks the transcript as partial. The record is from RefSeq and is a predicted model, not a curated record.
UGGGGAAGCCAAGCAAGAUUCGUGCCCAAGCAGUGAUAUUUCGCAUCGUCGCUUGCAGCUGCGGCUUGCGUGCAUCGAAGGCGACGACAGAGCCCCAUGAAGAGACCAACCAACGCACAGAAGGCCGCGCGUUCGUCGUUCGUUGUUCCGUGCUGGCCUUCUUCAUGGCGCGGGAAUUGGGUGCGUGGGGCUCAACGGAACCUGCCCUCUCGGACUGCCACGUCAUCUCUUUGAGUGGUUCGGAGCAACGAUCUUGGAACGCUCUCGCAUUCUCCUUGUACGAACCUGCGUACACUGUAGUGAGAGCGUCGUGAGAGAGUGCUGUUGACGCAACAAACUCCUCCCACUCGUAGCAUCAGCAAGCGUAUCUUCCCAGCAAUCU